Molecule: messenger RNA, 786 nt
Organism: Colletotrichum lupini
Lineage: Eukaryota; Fungi; Ascomycota; Sordariomycetes; Glomerellales; Glomerellaceae
Exons: 3
Coding region: 1-786 (261 amino acids)
Biological process (GO): transmembrane transport
Molecular function (GO): transmembrane transporter activity
Source: RefSeq, a predicted model, not a curated record
AUGGCUGCCACCGAGUCAUCAGAAAUGCCAGUCAAGCCAACCCCCAACGACGACAAAGAAAUAGCACCGUUCGUCGAAAUAGCGCCAGAAGAAGAAGAGCCGCAUUCAAUUUUCACAACUAGCGUGAAGAGAUGGAUUAGCUAUGUUGCUUCCUUCGGCGCCAUGUUCUCCACCUUGAGCAGUUACAUUUACUUUCCAGCUUUAGCCCCUAUGGCCGUUGAUCUCAACGUCUCCGUUGCGCUCAUCAAUCUCACCGUCACCUCAUAUCUGAUCAUAGCGGGCAUCGCACCGGCCUUCAUGGGCGAUAUCGCCGAUCAAGGUGGUCGGAGGCCCGCAUACAUUCUUAUGUUCACUCUCGUCGUUGCGUCAAAUAUUGGAUUGGCGCUGCAGAAUUCGUACCCUGCUUUACUCAUUCUACGUAUGGUGCAAAGCGCUGGAGCAUCUGGUUCAUACGGCGCAGCAUAUGGGAUUGUUGCAGACAUAACAACAGUUGAUGAACGUGGGUCUUAUGUAGGGUCUAUGCUCGUUUUUACCAACGCUGCUCCAAGUUUUGGUCCGGUCAUCGCCGGGUUGCUCACGGAGAAGCUGAGUUGGAGAUGGAUAUUCUGGUUUCUGGUCAUACUGACUGGCACUUACCUGCUCCUCAUCAUUAUUCUACUUCCGGAGACACAACGUCGAAUCGUAGGGAAUGGAAGUUUAAAGGCCCACAGGAUUCAUAGAAGUCUGUUUGACUCUCUCACCCGGGACCGAAAGAUCAACUCGGUGGGGCAAGUUCAAGGACUUUAG